This is a messenger RNA of Rhea pennata, 906 nucleotides long. RefSeq lists its product as uncharacterized. The record is from RefSeq and is a predicted model, not a curated record. NCBI's taxonomy places the organism in Eukaryota, Metazoa, Chordata, Aves, Rheiformes, Rheidae. The coding region runs from base 1 to 906 and encodes 301 amino acids. The transcript is spliced from 3 exons.
AUGCCAGUGGAGCAGAAGGUGAACCCCUGUUCCCAGGCCGCAGACGGGCGCCCCAGCACGCGGGAAUGCGGCGAGGUGAACCGUGGAGCUGGACGCAGGGAGGCAGCAGGCGUGGGGCGCGCGAGCCGAGCGCGAGGACGGGGCCGCUUGUGGCACCCCAACCGCUUCCAUCACACACCUCCUUCUCCCCGCAGGUGGACCGCAGUGACACAGCGGAGCCAGAGCUCGGCUUUGUCCCCCCGGAGGGACAGCCUGCCUCCGCUCCCCUGCCCAGAGAGCUCACGGCACCCCGAGGACGGCAGCGCAAAGACGGGCAGUGUGGAGCACGGGGAGGCUCUGCCCCGCAGCAGUUCCUCAGGAGCAGAGCUGCUGCCUCUGCCAUCCUUGCCGCCUCUCCCCGCCAAGGCGGCAACCCAGGCAGACGCGUCCCUGCGCAUGGACAGAGGUCAAACGGCAGCGUCUACAAGCCAAGUCAAGCUGCCCCCUCUGCCAGCAUCAUCAGGAUGCUCUGCCAGAGGCAGGCUCCAGGAGCUCCAGCGGUCUGCAGAGGACUUUGCUGAUGACAACACCAGCAAAACCUCCCUCCUGGAAGCGGCACUUCCUUGCAGUUACCCAGGCAGGAUGCUUCUGCUGUCACUGCGUCAAGGCAAGAGGGUUUCCCCGCCGUACCUGAGGCCAGGCCUAGCUCUUCCAGAGCAGCACUGGCAACACCAAGGCCAUCACAAGGCCACGGCAGUAGGAUCACUCUUCCCCCGCUCAGCCAGCAGCCUUCAGGACACCUCUUUCUCCUGGAAGCCCAGAGCGCUGCUGAAGGAGCAAGCCCAGGUGGCCCAGCCUCCACGGAGUGCAACAAGCCCUGGCCAAGCUACCCUGUGCUGCCAAGUCUGCCACAGGCUCCAGACGUGA